This is a messenger RNA of Radiomyces spectabilis, 1608 nucleotides long. RefSeq names its product kinase-like domain-containing protein. The record is from RefSeq and is a predicted model, not a curated record. Gene Ontology annotation, cellular component: cytoplasm. The coding region runs from base 1 to 1608 and encodes 535 amino acids. Gene Ontology annotation, molecular function: ATP binding; protein serine/threonine kinase activity. Gene Ontology annotation, biological process: intracellular signal transduction; protein phosphorylation. The transcript is spliced from 6 exons. Lineage: Eukaryota; Fungi; Mucoromycota; Mucoromycetes; Mucorales; Radiomycetaceae.
AUGUCGCACACCAGUGAGAUUAUCGAUCAAUCCCGAUCCCACGAUGCCGAAAAGGUCGUGGAAACCUCGCCCAACGAACGUUAUGUACGACUCAACACACUUCUUGGCAAAGGUGCUUACAAAGUCGUUUACAAGGCGAUUGAUCGGGAAGAAGGCUAUGAAGUCGCAUGGAAUACCAUGCAGACGAUGCAAUCACCGGACAACAAAGAAAUGGAACAUGAGAUUGAAAUCCUCAAGUCUGUGCGACAUCCUAAUAUCAUUGCUUUCCAUGAUGCCUGGUAUCAGAAGAACGAGUUUGUUUUUAUCACGGAAUUGAUGACCUCGGGAACACUACGUGAAUAUAUCCGGAAACUAAGCUUGCCCAAUAUCAAGAUCGUGAAACGCUGGUCCCGUCAAAUCUUGAAAGGUCUCGCUUACCUUCACGGCUAUAACCCACCCAUUAUUCAUCGCGAUAUCAAAUGCGACAACAUCUUUAUCAACGGUGCCCAUGGUGAAGUCAAGAUUGGUGAUAUGGGCACUGCCGAAAUGAAAAUGGGCAAAAAAUACACCAUUAUUGGUACCCCGGAAUUCAUGGCUCCCGAAAUGUAUGAAGAGCAAGGUUACAACGAAAAGGUCGAUAUCUACGCCUUUGGCAUGUGUUUGCUCGAAAUGGUGACGGGAGAAUAUCCUUACGGCGAAUGCCGAAAUGCCGCCCAAAUCUAUAAGAAAGUUUCAGCUGGUAUUAAACCUGCAUCUCUUCAAAGAGUCCAGAGUCCCGAAGUUUUGACCGUGAUCGAAAACUGUCUAGGCCCUGAGGAUGAAAGAAUGUCUGCUCAGGAAAUUCUUGAACAUUCCUUUUUGGCGGUGGAGCCUGAUGUCGUUCUUUUAGCGGCCGAUCCUGCUCACGUCCACUUGACUUUGCAGGUCGUCUUUAAAGGAAUGGAUAAACUGUCUGUCAAAUUCGACUUUAAUGUGGAAACCGAUACAGCUGAACAAGUCGUUCGAGAAAUGAUCGAGGAGCAAGUGCUACCCGAAAGAUAUCAACAUCAUAUUACCAAAGAAAUCAAUCGAAUUCUUCGCGAUAUCGAGAAACCCACUGAAUCCGAGCAAGCAGAACAAGUGCGGCAAUCGGUGUGGCGACGUGAAAGUGAUAUAAGGUCUGAAUUGGAAAGGACUCGACAGGAAUUGGAGCGUGCCGCCGAACACGUUCUUGAAGUGGAAAACAAGUGUGAUGGAUAUGAAUCCCGUGCGCGUGCAGCAGAGAGCCGGUAUCGAGAUGCUUUGCGCAAUUUAAAGGAAAUGCAGGAUGCGAGUGGCGUUCACUUGCCUGAUCUUCACGAAUCACACAAAGUAACCUCUUCUCCACAUCCUUCGUCCACACCGACCGUUCCCCUUUCCAACGCUGGGUCUCCUCCACCUCCGCCUCCACCACACCAUCAUCAUCCCCGUCCUGACGAUCUGAAUGUGGAUACUUCCUUAAAGCAUGCCGUCGCAGACGACCCAGUUCGCAUGUCCGAACCCACCACAGCUGUUGAACCCGAAUCGGCACGAAAACUGGAGGAUACGAUGUCACCUGCGGCGCGUGAUGCUUUGAUGUCCCGUAUUUUGGAAGGUAAAAAAAAAAAAUAG